Molecule: messenger RNA, 3830 nt
Organism: Platichthys flesus (European flounder)
Lineage: Eukaryota; Metazoa; Chordata; Actinopteri; Pleuronectiformes; Pleuronectidae
Gene: napepld
Product: N-acyl phosphatidylethanolamine phospholipase D
Exons: 10
Coding region: 1087-2445 (452 amino acids)
Biological process (GO): N-acylphosphatidylethanolamine metabolic process; N-acylethanolamine metabolic process
Cellular component (GO): cytoplasm; membrane-bounded organelle
Molecular function (GO): N-acylphosphatidylethanolamine-specific phospholipase D activity; zinc ion binding
Source: RefSeq, a predicted model, not a curated record
CUGCGUGUUACUGCCGUUUCCCUCAGUGACACACUCCACCUGUUUGUGAGGCUGCAGGAGUCAGUGGGUCCCUGUUGUGAUGCGGUGAGGAGUUCAGGGAACAGCACGAGUCUGGAGAUUAUCUGUAGUCAUGGUUCGAGUCUGUGUGGAUGUCACGGGGAAGUUCAGGGGCAGGUCGUGCGGUUGAAACUCUGUAUUUCUUGCUAGUGUCACUGGGACUACAUCGGGUGUGUGUGUGUGUGAUACCAUCAUGUUGACUACAUCAUGUACAGACUUGUGUGUGUGUGUGAUACCAUCAUGUUAAAAGCAAUGUUAUUGUUGAGCUAAAAAAUGUCAUAUCAGUCGAAUGAAAACCAUCAAGAAAAUGUCCUAUUUUGAUUUAUUUAAAGUUUAAAGACUUAAGUUUGCUCCUGAUGAAAAACACCAGACAAAGAUCAAAUUUGAGGAAAAACCGGAGGUGGAACAUUAAAGCUAGUAACCUCCUCACAAUCCUUACACAGAGAAACAGCUAUAUAUUUUCCAACUUUUAUAAAUUGCUAUCCAUGAAAGUUAUUAUUGUUUUAUCACCCAGCAAUUAAGUUUAGUGGUUGAUUUCAACACCUGAGUGUAGACUGUUUUAAAACUCUUUAUGAUAUUUCUAUUGAGGCGAAUGGUAUUGUUAGGGCCGUGCACAUAUGAUUACCUGUGACUGAUCGUCCUUCACUCGGCUCCUAAUUUAAACAUUUAGAAUUUAGCUCCAUAGAUGAGCAUGGUGUUGGGUGUUGUCGGAGCACAUCAGGCUCGCUGACUGGCCACACAUGCAGCUCUUUGUCUGGGACUUGGUCCACAGAGCUCCAUUGUUGUGUAGGAUUCAGCUCAAGUCCAUUCAUGAGGCUGAGAGCAUCAUCAGCUGGGACGUGUGGAGUUCCCCCACAGACGGCUUACGCUGCAUUACUGUGUUGAUGCCCUGGUGUUUACAGCAGGCUGCCAGGUAUUUCAGAUCCGGAGGCACCAUCGCAACCUUCUCUUGCUGAAGUGAGUCUUCUGGUUUGAUCUCAGUGUGUGGUUCACGAGGGGUGUGUGCUGCCCUGUGAUCGCUGUGGAUCUAUGCAGGAUAAGGAAAGGGCGGCGAUCAGAUGUGUUGCCUCAGGAAAGUGUGCGAGUGCCAACUCUGGUUUGGGAGUCUGGCACAAGCGGAUCCCUCUUCUCCGACUCCCUGCCACUGAAAGGCGUGUUGGUGCUAGCCGUGCUGGUUUGCCCAUGGAGAAGCCGUCACCUUCAUCCAAAGCAGCGCUGGAGGAGAGAGCCGACCCAGUGGAGGAGAGGGAAUUGCUAAGAGGUGCUGAGGGUGAAGAUGUGGGUCCUCCGACCCAGAGGAAGAGCAGCUCCUCCCGAUCCUCCCGCAAGAGCUUCCGCCUCGACUAUCGGCUGGAGGAGGAAGUGACAAAGUCGUGUCAAGACAAACAUGGCCGCUGGACGAACCCCUGGUCCACAUGGCGCUUCCCUUCCUGGCCGUUGCUGCUCAGGUUCAUGUUGUGGGAUAAAGAUCACAGCAGAGUACCAACUAAUAAAGAGGCUCUUGACAGCGAGCUCCCAGUGAUGGAGCCGUACUUUGUCCAGAACCCGGACCUCUCCGACUCCGGUCCAGGUCUGAGAGUCACCUGGCUGGGUCACGCCACGGUCCUGGUCGAGAUGGACGGACUGAACAUCCUGACCGACCCCAUCUUCAGCCAGAGGGCCUCGCCUAUCCAGUUUGUGGGGCCCAAAAGGUACCGAGGGCCUCCAUGCACUGUGGAACAGCUGCCCAGGAUCGAUGCUGUGGUCAUCAGCCACUCUCAUUAUGACCACCUGGAUGUUGGAUCUGUGGCCAGCCUCAACACACGCUUCGGGGGGGAGCUACGCUGGUUCGUGCCCAUGGGUCUCAUGGACUGGCUGAUGAAGAUGGGCUGUGAGAACGUGAUCGAGCUGGACUGGUGGGACGAGAACUGCGUCCCGGGUCACGACGACGUGACCUUCGUCUGCACGCCGUCUCAGCACUGGAGCAAACGCUCGGCUCUGGAUGAUAACAAGACGUUAUGGGGCAGCUGGUCUAUUUUGGGUCCGGAACAUCGAUUCUUCUUUGCUGGGGACACUGGCUACUGCCCCUCCUUCCAGGAGAUUGGACGACGCUUCGGACCAUUCGACCUUGCUGCCAUCCCCAUCGGAGCGUACAUGCCCAGGGACGUGAUGAAGGGGCAGCACAUAGAUCCAGAGGAGGCUGUUCAGAUUCACCAGGACCUGCAGGCAAAACACUCUGUGGCCAUUCACUGGGGAACUUUUGUACUCACCUAUGAGUACUACUUGGAGCCGCCGGUUCGUCUCAGAGCGGCACUGGAGGAGAAAGGACUGCAUCCGAAAUCCUUCUUCACGUUGCAUCAUGGGGAGUCUCGGCUUAUUACGUCCCGGGUCGGAGACGUCUUUGACUGAUCCUCCUCCUUGUCCUCCUCCGGUGAUCCUGGGCUGCAUUACCUUCGAUCUGUAAUAAGGACCAGAGAGAUUUUGUAGAUAGACUUUAGUGAUUAAAGUAUGAAAAGCAAAUGUAUUCAGCUCGUCUCUAUAUUGACCCUGUAAUGAACAUUUAUUAUUGUUCACCAAUUUCAUUACAUUACAGCGUCACUGGUGAACAGUACUAGCUAAAGGAGCUGAUACAUACACAUGAUUUUUCAUUGGUUUGCACAAGUUGAGAACAUGAAUUCAGGUCCCAUUCAAAACAGCUGAAGACUAAGUGUCCACAUGUGGGAUCAGCGUAGACAUUACUGUUCAGUUGUUGUUCAGUCAGCAUGCAGACCGCAAAGUACCACUUUGAAAUACAACAAAGCUGCAGAAACACUGUCAGUGAUUAUCGACAUGGAGGGAGACAAUUUAAUGUUAAAUAUAGGAAGUGGUUAAGAACGUUUACCCUGACACUCGUGGUCAUUGGAGAACAAUGCUACCUAAAGAAUCUAAUGACAAAAUAAAGGAAAAACUCUUCUGGCAAAGAUUAGCUCUUGUCUUUCUGUAAUUCAAAGAACAUCUUCUGCAGCUUUGUUGUAUCUCAAAGUGGGAACUUACAUUUUGACAUUAAAUGAGUGUUUGAAAUAUUUUCUGGUUGAUAAACUUUCCAGAACAGAGGAGCAGCAACCGCUGAAAAGAAACUUGAGCAUCAUUCUUUUUCAGAAUUUUUGCACAUUAACAAAAAAAUCGGAAUAAGAUAAGUUAAAGUGAACCUUACAGAGUUACUAUAGUAACCAAUGCUCUUAAAUGAAGAUGUGAAAGUGUGUGCACAGGAAACAGUGGAGGUUGAUUGACAAACCUCAUCUCUGAAGCCGAACAGGAACCUGUAGACACGUGUUGCAGUUACAUGUUCACACACAGCUGGACACGUGAGCUGUUAUAUCAAAGACAAAACACAGACAGAUAUUUAGUGGUUUUUAAAGAGCAGUGUUAGCUGAAGCUUAAUGACAAUGCUGUGAUUCUAUUCAGGCCAACACAAAACUACACAGACAAGACAAGUAAAGGAAGAAAUCGAAUUCCCUACAGCUGAAGUGUCAGUGUGCACAAGUUGAGCUGGGUUCAACUUGCACUGCAGCUACUGUGUUUUGUUCCUGUGACGAAAAUUCACUUUGAAUGUCCUCAAACCACAGCACAAAGACCCACCUCCUCAUGCAUCAGUGAUGUUUUCGAUCCAGACAGAAACAAUAGAAUAAUUGAGUGCUGUUUUGAGGGGAUUUAAUAGCCUGGAUAAAACUGUAUUGUCAGUCUUGGCUAAAUGUGGUUUACAUUGAUUCUGUGUCGCUGAAUUUACCAUUAAAUAAACAUUGCAUACCUGCAAA